AACUUUGCUUGGUGGCAAAUUAUUCAUCACUUAUUCUACGUUGUACGAUAAAGAAGACAUUGAACUUUUAAAAUAUCUCUUAUUUUGGGCAUAUGAUAAUGCAAAAUAUCAAAAAAAUAACGAGAAUCCAUUCGGAAAAUUUUCAGACUUAAAUUAUUUACCAAGGGUAGAAACAUCAGUCGGAGAAAAAUUAAAUACUCUCGACAAAUUGGUCGGUUGGAUGAAUAAGCUAUAUAGGGAAGAAAAGGUUGAGAUAAUCUCUUAUAACGAUCUUAUUCCGAUCACGCAAUUAAGGAACAAUACAAUGUCCGGAAAAGCAUUUGAUGAAAUAAUACCUAAGGUGAUUAAUUUUAAAAAAAAGUUAAGUUUGACGGAUUGGGUCGGCGAUUCGGACUACUUCAAUCUAACGAGAUUUGUAAAAGAUUUUCACCUUCUUCACGGUCUUGUAACGAAUAAACGUGAAAUAAGGAUAGGCAAAAGAAUUGCAAUUAAUUUAAUCAAAAUACCCGAAGUGAGGUUAAACAACAAAUCCUAUUUUAAAAUAAUCAAGCCGUCAACGAAAUUGGAAGAAUUAUUAAUAUCCAAUAAUAUUUUUUCAAUUAAAGAAAUUAGCGCCUUCCCGUUUAUUAAGAAGGGUGAUUUUGAUUAUUUAUGUUGUGGAGACUAUCCCCAUUUAAUGGUAAAAUGUGAACAAUAUGAAAUUCUUAUAAAUAAGGAUCACAUUAAACCUUUAGAAGAAUUUACCACCGCAAUAGACAAAGCACUUGAUGAUAUGAAACCGUAUAAAGCUUUACAAGAUAUCUUUAACGAAUAUGGUCAUUUAUUUCCACAAAGAAUUGUCUUGGGGAGAUCUCUUAAAAAUAUUUUGUCAAUUGCACCGUUUAAUAACGACACGAUUAUUUUAAUGCCGCCAAUUUUCAAAACUUUACGACCAAUUCUAGAUAAUUUAAAUAUUUCUUACCUGUUAACACAAAAAGGAAAUGUUAUUGACGUAAAUGAUUCAUUAUCGGAUUGGAUUCAGAAUAUAAACAAUAACAAUAAGUUGGAAAUUAUAGAAUAUAGUGACAUAAUUUCUUUAUAUGAAAUUCUUGAUUUUAAACAAAAGAAGAAGAUCGAUAUGAUUUUAGAGAAUAAUGAUCAGAAUAAUUUUAAGAUCAUUAUGACCGGAAUUGCCACUUUACAGGAUUUAGACAAUCAUAACCUUGAACAUCAUAAGCAUGUAAAUCUAGAUCAACCAUUGGAAUGUAAUAAUUAUGAGGUAUUUGGAUCGAUUGUAACCAAAGAUAAUUUAAUGACAAAAGAUUUUUCUGUGAUAUUUAGCUUAUAUGAUGUUAAUGGAUUUUCUGCCAUGAUAACAACCUUAAAGAAUACGACAAAUCUUGAUGUAACGGAAUGUCAUAUCCUGUGGAUGAUUAUUGGGAAUCCUUCAAGCCUAUCGAUUUUCAGUCCCAAGAAUCGAGAAUUUCAAGUCAAUUGUAUUAAAGAAUCCAUUACAUUACAUCACGAUAAUUCUUGUCUUCGUAUUCAAUCUCCUUGUCAGUUAUCUCAGGAAUAUGUUAUCUUUGUUAACGCGAAUUAUAAAUUAACGAAUUAUAAGCCUAAAAAUAUCAUAAAGUUAGUUGGUUGGUCAUAUAAUUGUAUUGAAUUUCAUAUAUCUGAAUCCGUAUAUAAUGAAUCAAAGCUCAGUGAUUCAAAUCCAAGUAUAAUAAUUUCUGAUAGUGAUUUCGAUGAACAACCUCUUCUCAACGAAGAUAUUCCUAUGAACAAUGAUAAUAUAACGAUAGACUUAUGUAUUUGUAUUUUAAAUUCAGACUAUAAAAGUUUAAAGAUAGAUCAUGAAGAAAAGGAAUAUCCUUUAGAUUCACUUGCGUAUAUCUUAUCAGAGAAGAAUUUUGAUAAGAAGCUAUUAUUGGAAACUAACGAAAAUAAUAUUCAAAAUAUUAUCCUACGACCUUUUAUAGACGAUAUUCAAAUGAUCGUCUCAAUAG
This is a messenger RNA of Funneliformis mosseae, 1988 nucleotides long. The record is from the annotation of a GenBank genome assembly. Lineage: Eukaryota; Fungi; Glomeromycota; Glomeromycetes; Glomerales; Glomeraceae.